CGCAGGCGCAGUAAGGCGGCGGCCAUGGCUGACCGAGGCUGGAAUACAGAUACCGGGGAGGCCGUGUAUCGCUCCCGGGACCCCGUGCGCAACCUUCGGCUCCGAGUUCAUCUCCAGAGAGUCACUUCAGGCAGCCUCCUCUUCUGCCAGUCAUCUCCCCAGCUGGCAAAUGACGCUAUAGACUUGGCCACCUUUAACCCACAAACAUCAGCCGGUGGGCACCGGAGAGAUGAAGGGGAUGAAGAAGAGGUGGUGGUCGGUUGGCAGGAGAAACUCUUUAGUCAGUUUGAGGUGGACUUGUACCAGAAUGAGACAGCCUGUCAAACCCCAUUGGAUCAUCAAUAUCGCCAGGAAAUCUUAAAUCUGGAGGCUUCUGGGGGCAGGAAGAAUCGCCGGAUCUUCACCUACACUGAUUCCGAUCGCUACACCAACUUGAAGGAGCACUGUCAGAAAAUGACCACCUCAGACAAUGAGGUGCCCUCAUUCCUGGUUGAGCGGAUGGCGAAUGUCAGGCGUCGCCGUCAGGACCGACGAGGGCUGGAAGGUAAUGUACUCAAGUCCCGAAUUAUCACCUGGAAGCCAACAGAAGAAUUCAUUAGGAGCAACCAUGUCAUCAACACACCGCUUCAGACCAUGUACAUCAUGGCAGACUUGGGAUCCUAUGGAAAGCUCGGUCAGAGUGAUUGUGAACAAGUCCUGUGCACUCUGAAAGUGGACAGUAAUGGAGUGAUCACAGUGAAACCAGACUUCACAGACAACAAGGCGCCUUACCGAAUUGUAAUGGAGGGGGAGAAGCAGGAGCUGUGGAAGUACACAAUUAACAACGUGUCCUCACCUGCACAGCGGGAGGAAGAAGAGCGGGAACAGCGUGUGUUCAAGGAUCUCUAUGGCCGGCACAAGGAGUACCUCAGCAGCCUUGUGGGCUCUGACUUUGAGAUGACUGUUCCUGGCUCCCUGCGGCUCUUUGUAAAUGGAGAAGUAGUUUCAGCCCAGGGCUAUGAAUAUGACAGUCUCUAUGUGCACUUCUUUGUGGAGCUGCCUGAUCACUGGUCAAGUCCGUCAUUUCAGCAGCUCUCAGGAGUAACACAGACUUGUGUUACCAAGUCAGUAGGGACGGAUGAAGUGGCUUACUUCUCUUACCCUUUCACAUUUGAGGCUUCAUUCUUCUAUGACAAUCAAUAUUUUGCAGGUUUCCCUCAGUGGCCUGUGCUGUACUUGGAGGUCAUCUCACUGGACUUCUGGCAGAGAUAUCGAGUGGAAGGCUAUGGCUCCAUUAUACUGCCCUUAGCACCGGGGUCUCAUACUAUGACAGUCUCGACGUGGAGGCCAGUGGAGUCAGGAACUCUGGCGGAACUGAGGAGGUUUUUCAUUGGGGGCUCUCUAGAAUUGGAAGACCUAUCAUAUGUGCGAAUACCAGGGAACUUCAAGGGGAACCGUCUGAGCCGCUUUGGGUUCCGCACUGAGACAACAGGCAGCGUCACCUUCCGCUUUCACUGCCUCCAACAAUCUAAGGCCUUUUCGGAGUCUUCCUUAAGUUGCAAGAAGAUGCAGAGUUUGCUGGACCGCAUAGGAGGAGUCUACAAGCAAAAUACCCUUUUUAAUGUGCUAGAAGCCUUCCAGCGAGCCCGACGCCGCAUGCAGGAGGCUCGGGAAAACCUCCCUCAGGAUCUAGUGGGCUCCCCAAUGCUGUAGCUUCCCAGCCAGCAGCAGCUCCUACCACAAUACUUUCUAAGGUGCUGGCUCUCCCCCCUCCUCCUCUCCUGCCCUGGUCAUCUGCUCCCUGAGAACCAAGAACAGCUACUCCAAGCCGUCUGAGACCAUGGGCUGCCCUGCGGCUCAUAUGCAGCCUUCUGUCUCUGUCUGCAUCUUGUUAACGGCAGAGUCUAGCAAGGCCAGCACUUUCUAGGAUGAGGGCUGCACAGACAGAGGGACUUUAUUGCAGGCUUGCUCCCUCCAGGAAACCCCAGACUGGCCUGCCCUGCAGCAGGCAAGGGCAGCAGAUUAGGACCUGGGGUGUUUGGUGAUUAUUGACCUCACAAGGGAAGCCAGAAAGAAAGAAGAGGUAAAAUGAAUAAGGGUAUUCAUCACCAUCAGAGUUCUGCCUCUCUCAAAACCAUCUUCUUCUUUGACUUCUGCCUUAGGCAAAUUGUGUGUGGUGUUGAGAAUAUGGGAGGGUAUCUGUGUGGUUGUGUGUGUGUGUGUGCGUGUGUGUGUAGGGGAUGAGUACGUCUCUGGUGAGGAGGGUGUUUGUCUGUGACAGUAUGCAUGGGUAUGGGUAUGUAUCUUACCUGCCCAAUCUGACCUAACUUGUAUACGUUGUUGAGUGCUGGGUUUUUGCUUUUAGAUUUUAAACAUAAAACUUGUUUUACACCUUC
Trichosurus vulpecula (common brushtail) is the source of this 2375-nucleotide messenger RNA. RefSeq names its product MKS transition zone complex subunit 1 (gene MKS1). Gene Ontology annotation, biological process: cilium assembly. The record is from RefSeq and is a predicted model, not a curated record. Bases 25 to 1692 code for a protein of 555 amino acids. The transcript has 18 exons. Lineage: Eukaryota; Metazoa; Chordata; Mammalia; Diprotodontia; Phalangeridae. Gene Ontology annotation, cellular component: MKS complex.